Molecule: messenger RNA, 3165 nt
Organism: Penicillium cataractarum
Lineage: Eukaryota; Fungi; Ascomycota; Eurotiomycetes; Eurotiales; Aspergillaceae
Exons: 6
Coding region: 1-3165 (1054 amino acids)
Biological process (GO): signal transduction; regulation of GTPase activity
Cellular component (GO): cytoplasm
Source: RefSeq, a predicted model, not a curated record
AUGGAAUCACCGGCGAUUCAUCCGGAGUCUCCUAUGGACCAGGAGGAUAUUCCCUUCCCGUGUAUGGGUUGUGGAGAGAUUUUGGAAGAAGGAAAGGCAUUUGAGCUUUCUGGACAGAGAUGGCACAUUGAUUGUUUCCGAUGCAGCACUUGCGGCACCCUUCUCGACUCGGACGCACACCUCCUUCUCCUCGGCGACGGCUCCCUAAUUUGUAGCAGCUGUACCUACAGUUGCAACUCGUGUGGAAACAAGAUUGAAGAUCUGGCGAUUCUCACAGGUGACCAGGCUUUCUGUGCUCAGUGUUUCCGUUGCCGUAACUGCAAGAGGAAGAUUGAGAAUCUCCGCUAUGCCCGCACCUCACAAGGAAUAUUCUGUAUGGACUGUCACGAAUCUUUAAUGCAACGAAGAAGGAAAAAGAAAGCAAGUGCGACGGGGAAAAGACCGGGAGGACCGGGGGUAAAAUUGGACAAGUCGCUGCCCUCGCUUCCCCCGAGCAUGGAGGAAACCCGAUCCAUCGACGAGGCUGCGAGUGAGAGCUACGCAGAGGCUACGGAGCCCUCGCAUGGGAGGACAGACGGCCACGGCGAGAACACUCGUUCUGAGUCGCCCUCUCGUCAGGCAGCUGCCACAGACAACCUCAUCCUCCCCUCGAGUACUUACCGAAGCAGUCGUCAAUUAGGUGGACAGCGCGAUAACGACGCCGACGAAGGCGGCGAAUUCCUUAUUCCCCUCACCUUCGACCCCUCAGAGGCUCUUCGCUCUUCCUCCAAUACACAACCCCAGCAAGAGCUGCCCCGUGACUACUUUGGUCAGAUCGGGUCUGGCGAUUCAUCUCUCCAAACUUCUCGUGACGGCCGGGAUUACACGCUGGAACCUCCCUCUCGUGCUUCAUUAGAGCAACCCUCUCCGCACAUUGCAUACCAGGAGAAAGGUCGGGACGCACGUGAGAACGACUCCAGUCGGCGUGACAUGGAUUCCAGGAAUGGAUGGCCAGAGAAGCCCUCUACUUCGCAUUCGGAGAGAGCUAGGCUCGGCAAGUCUGAGUCUGCUCGCAGCUCUCGGUCUGAUUUGCCAUUGGCGCUGAGAGAGAUGAGUGCUUUCUCUGGACAGACGAGUCCUGAUAGUAGCCGGCCAAAGGAAGUAACUGGGUUGGAUGGGGCUACUCCAGGCUCUGCACGUCCAUCAACCGAACUACGCCGACCCCACGAUCACACAACUUUGGACUCGAGCCGUUCGCAGCCUACAACAAGCAUGGCAUACCCACCAAAGCGGGGCGAUUCCCUCGAGGGCAAACACCACAUCCCACGCAAGGAAGUUGGUGCAUCGCCUGCAUCUUCCGCUUACGGGGGAUCCCCCAGAUUCCCCGAUAGCAUCACUGAGCAGCAGACACAGACCCUCACCUCGGUGACCACCACAAUGGACGGCGCAGGUUCGCCAUCCCAGACGCGAUACAAUGGAAGCGAAUUCUCUCCGGACGAUGACCAAACAAGCGAUUCAUUCCUUCGACGCAUGUCCAACUCCGUUCGCCAUGGCCGAAGCUUCAGUGACAAGAGUAUUCGCCUCGGAAAAGACGGCAAAUAUCCUCGCUCGCCUGCCAAUGGCAGCUCGAUUGGCACGGAUAUCGGCAGUCCUACGGCCAGCACCGCUCAAGCCGAAGAGAUUGCCUGGCUUCGCAACGAGCUUCGCAAGGAACGUCAGCGCGUGUCUGAAAUGGAGGCUUCUCUGCGCGCUACCGCGGAUGUGAAGCAAGUCAACACUGAACUCUCGGAGAAGCGAUCCACCAUGGUUGUUCUUGACGCCCAGAGAGAAAUCGUUCUCCGCGAGCUGACGGUGCUGACGGAGCAUUUGGAAGCGGAGAAACGGGGUGCUGCUGGUGGACCUCUGGAUCUUGGAAAGCUUUCCAACCAUGUCCUUCGUGAACUUGCCGAAGCCAUCCACAAACUCAAGGAAUCCUACACUCCCCAAAUCGAGGAUCUCAUUCAAAAGCGCAAUGAUUUGACAGAGGAACUUGCCAACAUCAACCGGCAGAAAGAAAAGGUCUUCCAAGAAUUCGAGCAACUUUCGUCGAAGAAUGCCCAACUGGCUGAGUUGAACAACACUCUGGUGCACCAGAUUCAAGAGCUUUACAAGACCACCUCUGACGGUCAGCGUGGUGCCAACGGACUCGGUAUUGUCUCUCACAGCAAAGACAGAUCCAUUGGUUCGCUCGAGACUCUGAAGCCGGCCAUUGAUAGCCUUGCGCCGUCUAUCUCGACUGCCCAUAUUUCUGAUGACCUGGAGACCCAAACUGCUACGGCUACCGUUGUUCCUGGUCCUCAGGUUGUCAACCUGCGCAAGGGCAAGUUCAUGAACUGGAAGAAGGGCGGACAGAAUGUUGCGAAGGGUGUCAAGGGUCUUAAGGGCGCCUUUAUGUCCAGCGAGAAUGCAGAGGGUGGUGGCGGCCUCCCCCGAUCUCAGACUCAGGAUCCUAGCCGACAAGGCUUUGGAUUCUUUGGCAACCAACGCAGCAAGCAAGGCGGCAAGAUGUCGCAGGCCGACAGCGUGCCAGUUUUGGCCGAAGUCGCUGGUGGUCUGUUCGGUACCGAUCUGGAGGCGCGUAUGGAGCACGAGAAGAGCAUUAUUCCGGCCAUUAUCACGCGGUGUAUCCAGGAGGUUGAACUGCGAGGAAUGGAUAUGGAAGGUAUCUACCGUAAAUCAGGUGCUGCCUCUGCCAUUCAGGGUAUUCGCGACGGCUUUGAACGCUCUCCAUUCGACUAUGACAUUUCUGACCCUGACCUUGACAUUCACGCCGUUACCUCUGCUCUUAAGCAAUACUUCCGCAAGCUCCCAAUGCCACUGAUCACGUAUGACAUCUACGAUAAGAUCAUCGACUCGGCUGAGAUCACCCACGCUCCUGCACGAGUUGAACUCCUACAAAAGAAUCUGUCCGAAUUGCCCCGUGUCCACCGUGACGUUUUGGAAUUCCUGGUCUUCCAUCUGAAGCGUGUCGUCGAGCGCCAAGACGAGAACUUGAUGACCAGUCAGAACAUCGCCGUCGUCUUUGCGCCGACCAUUAUGCGGCCCGAAAGCUUGGCUCGCGAGAUGACGGAUGUGCAGAAGAAGAACGACAUUCUGAAGUUCCUAGUCGAAAACUGCCAGGACGUCUUCAUGGGCAUGCAGAACUAA